AUGACGAAUGGGAUCGGCGAGCGGGGGCUGCAGACCACAGUGGAGUAUGCCGUGGUUCCAGGACAAUUUUCCCGUUGGGUGGCGGUGAGAGGCCACACAAACGAGAUUUUGGGAAACCUGGGGGUGGUCGAGAUGACGGCAGGCUCCAGUUCAAAGACCUGUUUGGAAUCGAUCGCCAAGGUGGUGACCGGAUUUCAACCCGUGGACAAGUACGACAACAAGAUAAAGAUAUCGUCGAUUUCUGAGCAUCCGGAAGUCGGCAUUGAGGGCGAUGAUCAAUCGACGAUACAGCUGGUACAGCAAGCAAGCGGCCCAUUUUGUCUGAAGAAACUCAAGGAGGGGGAUUUGUUCAAAUUCCCCGCCGGCUUCAACGUUUCUGGUGGACCGGGGAAGGUAUCCCUCGUCAUCCGCAAACCGCGGACCGUUACCGCUAGUGGAGGUUUGGGUAGCCCGCACAAAGCAUCUGCGCUGUACCUACCAGUGCUGUUGAAGGCGGGCCUGCCCGGAAAGGUGCUGAUCCGGAGGGAGCUGGACCAGGACGAGUUUUCAGAAAAUAUCACAAUCUCGGAACCAGGAGGGUUCGAGAUAUCCGACCUCGAGGUCAGGCUGGAAGACGCUGCGGGAAACCGGGCGUCGUUGACUCCCGGAGGUGUCAAGGUCCAAGUGGCUGACACGCGUCACCAGAGACUCCUUGCGGAGUGCAAGACUGCGGACUCCUCCUUUACCAUGCCGAUGUUUACGUUGCCCCACGAGGAACGCAGGGAGAGUGUGACGUUACAGGUUCGCGUUGAAGCGGAAUGCCUGGGACGUGUUCAGCAGGCAUUCAUUGAAUGGAACAGGGAAAAGACGAAUGCAGUCACGCACGUGCACAUGGCCGCGUAUUCCCCGGGACUUGCUUUCGAAUGCGAGAAAGGCAUGGAUGACAACUAUGCGGUUGAAGUUGAGAGGCGGGUGGACAGCCCGCUGCCGACGCUCCUCGUCUGGGUGGACACGGAAAACAACAUCGGGUUCUUGCCCUCGGCUGAGAGUUUCGUCAUCACGAUGACCAAAGAGGGGUCUCCGAUAUGCAGCUAUGAGGAGAAACGAUACGAGCAGCCACACUCGACGGAGGAGGUGGAGAUGAUCAUGCGAGCCGUGCCAGGUGACCCAUCAACGCUGAAGCCCACGCGGGACCCCUUCCCGGAAUCUCUUUCUGCCAGCAACGCACACGACGUCGGGGCGCACCGGCGGUUGUUGGAGAACUUCGAAAUCCGCGUCGUUGACCGCAAGGACAACGUCGUUGGCGAGAGCUUCAACGGGCCCGUACGCAUGCAAAUAAAAGCCUCGGACGGACUACUUGUCGCACCGUCGGACAUGCCCCAGCUGGAAAACGCCUCCAAUGGUAUUCUUACGGCCGAGCGCAUCGGUGCGGGGGGUUUCAGGUUUAAAGAUGUCUCGCUACAGGCCGGGGUCGGGUCGACGGAGGGCACAUACAGGGUCCUGAGACAGCCAAGAACGAGGCGUGUCGUCGCGUCGCAGCAAUGA
Messenger RNA from Ectocarpus siliculosus, 1524 nucleotides. NCBI's taxonomy places the organism in Eukaryota, Phaeophyceae, Ectocarpales, Ectocarpaceae. The record is from the annotation of a GenBank genome assembly.